GCUUGAAAUCUCUGGGUUUUGCUGCGCUGGAGGUUCUUGCUGGCCAUGGUUUGUCCAGGCAUGCUGAGGCGCAAUCUCUGAGCUUUAUGAAGAUCGCCACUCACCUGCGCCGGUGCUGCUUCCUCCAGUCCUUCUCCGUCGUCUUCCUCUACUACUUUUAUGUGAUUUCAUAAUUGGCCCUCUCAAAUCCGCCGUUGCUAGCAGUAAACUAUUUUCUUUCUCUUCUUCUUCUUCUUCUCGCUUCCUUUUCCUGCUUCAACAAGUGAUAAAUAAGAACGGUAGCAGCAUCAUCAUCAUCAGCAGUAGUAGCCAAGCAGUAGUAAUUUCGGUGCCAAGAUGUCGUCGUCGUCGCUGUCGCCGGGAGGCGGGAGGCUGUCGGGCUCGGACGGCGACUCGGGGGCGACGUUCGCGGCCGGGGACAACCGGCGGGAGAAGAGGCGGCUGUCGAACCGGGAGUCGGCGCGGCGGUCGCGGCUGCGGAAGCAGCAGCACCUGGACGAGCUGGUGCAGGAGGUGGCGCGCCUCAAGGCCGAGAACGCGCGCGUGCUGGCGCGCGCCAACGACAUCACCGGCCAGUUCGUGCGCGUGGACCAGGAGAACACCGUGCUCCGGGCGCGCGCCGCCGAGCUCGGCGACCGGCUGCGCUCCGUCAACCAGGUGCUCCGCGUCGUGGAGGAGUUCAGCGGCGUCGCCAUGGACAUCCAGGAGGAGUGCCCGCCCGACGACCCCCUGCUACGGCCGUGGCAGAUCCCAUACCCUGCCAACGCCAUGCCCAUCGCCGCCACCGCCACGCACAUGCUCCAGUACUGAUCGAUCCGGUGAUGAUUGGGUCAAUAAUUGAGGAUCCCCUGUAGGAGAUGAGCUGUGGCUGGCAAGAGGAAGAAGAUCUACCCUACUUGGCUGCUGCCUUGAGGAUUAUUACCAAGGCGUAGUUUGCUGCUAUAUGUUGUGUUUAUUUAUUAGUAUGUUUCAGUAAGUGUCCGUCGUCGUCCUCCUCCUCCUCCAUGUCCUAUGUAAUGUAACAGUAAUAAGGGUUAUGUAUGGUUGUGUUCUAUGUAUCGUGAAUUUGUGAUAAUUUAAUGUUAUUACUAUGUCAUGUUAUUAUGUUU
Molecule: messenger RNA, 1109 nt
Organism: Triticum dicoccoides
Lineage: Eukaryota; Viridiplantae; Streptophyta; Magnoliopsida; Poales; Poaceae
Product: ocs element-binding factor 1-like
Exons: 1
Coding region: 337-810 (157 amino acids)
Biological process (GO): positive regulation of DNA-templated transcription
Cellular component (GO): nucleus
Molecular function (GO): DNA-binding transcription factor activity; transcription cis-regulatory region binding
Source: RefSeq, a predicted model, not a curated record